Gekko japonicus is the source of this 1011-nucleotide messenger RNA. It is a transcript of the gene KCNK1, whose product is annotated as potassium channel, two pore domain subfamily K, member 1. The transcript is spliced from 3 exons. Gene Ontology annotation, molecular function: potassium ion leak channel activity. Bases 1 to 1011 code for a protein of 336 amino acids. Lineage: Eukaryota; Metazoa; Chordata; Lepidosauria; Squamata; Gekkonidae. Gene Ontology annotation, biological process: potassium ion transmembrane transport; stabilization of membrane potential. The record is from RefSeq and is a predicted model, not a curated record. Gene Ontology annotation, cellular component: membrane.
AUGCUGCAGUCGCUGGCCGGCAGCUCGUGCGUGCGGCUGGUGGAGAGGCACCGCUCCGCCUGGUGCUUCGGCUUGCUGGUGCUCGGCUACUUGCUCUACCUGGUCUUCGGCGCCGUGGUCUUCUCGUCGGUGGAGCUGCCUUACGAAGACCUGCUGCGCCAGGAGCUGCGCAAACUGAAGCGGAGCUUCGUGGAGGAGCACAAGUGCCUGUCGGAAGCGCAGCUCGAGAGCUUCUUGGCGCGCGUCCUGGAGGCCAGCAACUACGGCGUGUCGGUGCUGAGCAACGCCUCCGCCAACUGGAACUGGGACUUCACCUCGUCCCUCUUCUUCGCCAGCACGGUGCUCUCCACCACGGGUUAUGGUCACACUGUGCCUUUGUCAGAUGGAGGAAAAGCGUUCUGUAUCAUCUACUCUGUCAUUGGAAUCCCUUUCACGCUUCUUUUCCUGACAGCAGUGGUGCAGCGCAUUAUAGUGUACGUCACCCGGAGGCCUGUGCUGUACUUCCACAUUCGCUGGGGUUUCUCAAAGCAGAUUGUUGCCAUCAUCCAUGCAGUGUUUCUGGGCUUCGUUACCAUUUCGUGCUUUUUCUUUAUCCCAGCAGCAGUAUUUUCUGUCCUUGAGGAUGACUGGAACUUCCUAGAAUCUUUUUACUUUUGCUUCAUUUCUCUGAGCACCAUUGGUCUUGGUGACUAUGUUCCAGGAGAAGGUUACAACCAGAAAUUCAGAGAGCUGUACAAAAUAGGAAUUACAUGUUACCUCUUGCUGGGCCUCAUUGCAAUGCUGGUUGUUCUAGAGACUUUCUGUGAACUUCAUGAGCUCAAAAAAUUUAGGAAAAUUUUCUAUGUGAAGAAGGACAAGGAAGAGGAUCAAGUUCAUAUAGUAGAACAUGACCAGUUAUCUUUCUCUUCAAUUUCAGACCAGGCAGCAUCCAUGAAGGAAGAUCAGAAAGUAAAUGAACCUUUUGUGAGUCCUCAGCCUGCACUUAACUGUGAUGGCUCUAUAAACAAUUAA